CACAUUAGACACAGUCGCUCGCGUAGCGUCGCUCUCGGAUUUACGGUGCUCUCGCUGGGCGGACCGGUAGCGCACCCCCCACCCUCCACCCCCGCCACUACUACCACCACCACCACCACCACUACCACACACACCCGGGAUCGCUCGCGCGCGGCUCAAACUGAUGCGCGAGAGAGAGGACGACGGCUGGCGCUCGCGGGCACGCGGACGGUAACGGCUCAGGGUUUGGAGCGGCGGGACAAAUGAAUACAAAUGAAUUUAGCGACCCCAAGGAGAGAGCGCGGGACCUCUCACGAGUGGGCAACGAAAGCUCUACUUCUGUGUACUCUUCUGUGCUGUACCUCUUAUUUAGGACUCACACAAGUGCUGUCUGAAGAUGUGGACGUGCUGCAGCGUCUGUCUCUGCGUGCUGAGCAGAGGUCCCGCUCCGUCCCUGUUGGGGUCAUCUCUCUUCGCUCCGGAGUCAUCCUCACUCCCCGAGCGCGGGUUACCACAGCAACACGCUCCUUGCUCCCACUUGACCUUGUCUGGAACUCCACACUUCUGCUGAGUGUUCGCUCGCACCGUGUCAACUCCGCCUUCCUUUUCUCCGUCUUUUCCGGCUCUGAGAUCCAGCUGGGCCUGGAGAUUUCCCCUGGGACAUUAACGCUCCACUCUGGACCCCAGAACUCUGUCAGCUUCCCCUAUAACCUCCAUGACGGCCGUUGGCACAACCUGGCCAUCAUCCUGGCCGGCCAGACAGUCACCUUGCUGACUGCCUGUAACCACAGUGACAAUGAGGGUGUGUCCCAUAAGCUACCGUUGCCCCCUCUAGCCCGUUUGAACCCCUGCGGAACAUUUCGGCUGGGUGGUAGCAGCGCCCUUUUGCCCGGUGUCCCCCCAUUUGAGGGUGCCGUAUGCCAGUUCGACAUUGUUCCCACUGCACGUGCGCAAACAAACUACUGCAGUGCCAUCCGCAGGCAGUGCAGAGAAAAUGACACCUACAGGCCAGUCCCGUCCCCUAUCCUACUGCCCCUUCCUCAUCGCCAUGCCUCACCCACCUCUGCCGAAAAUUUGUCUUCUAAUCAUACCCUUGCAAGUGGCAUCCCAUGGAUAUCCCUGACUGGAACUGCUGGGCCUGUUUUAGAAGCGAAUAAUGCAGUCAUGGGGGCCCAACCCAAAACCUCUUCUCCCACGUCCACUCCUCUACCCCCAAAAAGGACAGGACUCGAACCACCACCGUCCCGAGAACACUUAAGCACUGCAACCCCCAUGCCCACUCUCAGGGCACCCAAAACCUUGCCCAAUAACAGCCCCAAACCCACUGCCCCCAGACCAACGACAAUGACCAAACCAGCAGGGUUCAAAUCCACCACAAGAACUCAGUCUAAAUCAGUUACUGCUAAACCUUCAUGGUCAAAGCCUACAAUUACAAAACCCACCAGUACUAAAUCAACUGUCUCAAAACCCAUUAGCACAAAACCCACCAUCCUAAAACCCAACAGCACCAAACCUACUGUUUCAAAAUCCAACAGCACCAAACCCACCAUCUCAAAACCCAACAGCACCAAACCUACUGUUUCAAAAUCCAACAGCACCAAACCCACCAUCUCAAAACCCAACAGCACCAAACCUACUGUUUCAAAAUCCAACAUCACCAAACCCACCAUCUCAAAACCCAACAGCACCAAACCAACUGUCUCAAAACUCAACAGCACCAAACCUACUGUUUCAAAAUCCAUCAGCACCAAACCAACCAUCUCAAAACUCAACAGCACCAAACCCACUGUUUCAAAAUCCAACAGCACCAAAUACACUGCUGCAUCAAAACCCACAAACCCAAAACCUACAGGCUUCAAGCUAGCACUGUUGAAGCCCUCUAAACCCACACCCACAAAAUCUACAGCAGUCAAACCCACAUCUCAGAAAGUCCCUCAUCUCAAGCCCUCUCCUGCAAAACCCACUCCUGAUAGCAAGAAAACAUCAGUGAACCCGCCCCACAUUACUGCACCCACUGCAGCCAGGACCUCUAAGAGACAAACAGACCUGUUAAUGUCUUUAUCUGACCAGCGUCCUAUUAUCCCAAAAAAAGCAACCUCUAGCCCAGGUAAAAAAACACCACAGCCCAAAGCCAGCACCCAACGCACACCCAGACACACCCUACCUACGCCUAGUUCCAUGCCAUUCACCCCUCUUGUUUCAAAGAUGCCCCAGAACACCUUGCCAACUCCGAUUCCCACGAAAAUCCCCACAAAGACCCCGAAACCUCCUGCUACCUUACCGACAGCCACACUAACUUUAGAGACACAUACAGUUCUAGCUGCAGAUGGAGUUCAAAACUGGGAUCUGGAUCCAACACUGUUUGCUUCUCUAAUGGGACCACCAGGCGAAAAGGGAGAUUCUGGACCUCUGGGAAUUCAGGGACCUCCAGGAAAGCCAGGACUGCCAGGGAAGAGAGGACCACGGGGACCACCCGGACCACAUGGCAACCCAGGACGACCAGGUCCCCCAGGGUUUAAGGGGAAAAAGGGUGACCCUGGGCUGUCUCCUGGAAAAGCUCCUAAAGGAGAGAAAGGAGACCCUGGGAUUCUCGGUCCUGUUGGUUUAUCUGGUAUAGAAGGUCGAAAGGGGCAGAAAGGUCAUCUUGGGCCACCUGGCCUCCCAGGAGAACCAGGUGAACAAGGGCCUGAUGGAAGUCCUGGUGCCAAAGGUUAUCCUGGCAGGCAGGGGCUUCCUGGUCCUAUAGGUCCUCGUGGGCCAAAAGGCGCUCGGGGCUUUAUUGGGAUCCCAGGCCUUUUUGGUUUACCUGGACCUGAUGGUGAAAGAGGUAGUUCUGGUCCUCCAGGGAAGAGGGGCAAGAUGGGUACGCCGGGCUUUCCAGGAGAUUUUGGUGAGAGGGGACCACCAGGAGCCGACGGGGAGCCAGGCGUUCUUGGUGCCCCUGGCCCCCCUGGAGUUCCUGGCCUGAUUGGUGACAUGGGCCCAGCUGGUGCAGUUGGUUUGCCAGGACUGGUUGGACUGAAGGGUGUUCCUGGGAAUAUGGGCGAGCCUGGACUGAAAGGUGAUAAGGGUGAUGUUGGACUUCCUGGAGAUCAAGGAGAGAUGGGCUUCAAAGGAGACAAGGGUGUUCAGGGGUUGCCAGGUUUGCCAGGUGUACGUGGAAAACCAGGACCUCAGGGCAAAAUAGGAGAGAGAGGACCUGAUGGGGUUGCUGGUCCUCCAGGUCCUGAGGGUUUUCCCGGAGACAUCGGACCACCUGGACAAAAUGGUCCCGAAGGACCAAAGGGCAAACUAGGAGCAAGAGGGUUACCAGGACCUCGUGGAGCUCCAGGAUUAGAGGGAGACGAGGGGCCUGUUGGACCACCCGGACCGACAGGACUGGAGGGUGCUAUGGGCAAAAAAGGUUUCCCAGGAAAGGUCGGGGAGGACGGAGUUAAGGGUGAGCAAGGAGUCACUGGGAAGGCUGGGCCGAUGGGAGAGAGAGGUCCGGUUGGCUUUGUCGGUCCAGUUGGGGAGCCAGGAUUGGCAGGGGAAAAGGGUGAUCGAGGGGAGAUGGGCCUGCCAGGACCUCCAGGAGAAAAAGGAUCUGAUGGGCAUCCAGGAACACCUGGGGAGACUGGACCGCCUGGCCCACCAGGGCCACCAGGCCCCCCUGGAUCACGCGGCCCCAUCGGCACUCGAGGCCCUAAAGGGAGACGGGGCCCACGGGGUCUAGAUGGCCCAGUUGGUGAGGCUGGCACUGAGGGUAAAAAGGGUCUUGAUGGUCCCCCUGGAAAAAUUGGCUUCCCUGGAGACCAGGGUAAGAUUGGGGAGCCUGGCGAGGUCGGGACAAAAGGGUUUCCGGGGAUUCAGGGGCCUUCAGGGGCACCAGGAGCCAAAGGAAUCGCAGGAGAGCCAGGCCCCUCAGGAAUACCAGGAGCAAUAGGGCCUCUCGGAAACAUUGGGCCAAAGGGCCCUCCAGGAAAAGUGGGAGACUCUGGAGUUCUAGGUGAACCAGGAGAGAAGGGUGCACUGGGAGCAGAAGGGAACGCUGGAGCUCCAGGCCUUCUCGGACCCAGGGGAGAGCCAGGUUUGGAAGGGGAGGCUGGUCCUGCUGGUCCUGAUGGCGCUAAGGGAGAGAAAGGCGACAUGGGACUGGAGGGUGAGCCUGGCAUGAGAGGUGACGCUGGAAUCAAAGGCAAAGAGGGACCACCAGGUGACCCCGGACUUACCGGCGUCAGAGGUCCUGAAGGGAAGCCAGGGAAAAUGGGAGAGAGAGGAAAGCACGGCCUGAAGGGCGCGAAGGGAAACAUGGGACACCUAGGUGAGACUGGAACAGUCGGGAAACUUGGACCAGUUGGAACCACUGGGCCCAAGGGAUCGAGAGGAACCAUUGGAUCAGCGGGUGCUCCUGGACGGAUGGGUCAGCAGGGGGACCCAGGCAUAGCAGGGUAUGAGGGUCACCAGGGGCCAUCGGGUCCUAUGGGGCCUCCAGGACCGAAAGGUGAAAAGGGUGAACAAGGGGAAGAUGGGAAAACUGAGGGCCCUCCUGGUCCCCCUGGACUCAGAGGUAGAGUUGGAGACAGAGGAGAUCGAGGGGAGCCAGGAGAUCCAGGAUACCCAGGUCAGCAGGGGGUGGAUGGACUUCGAGGCAAACCUGGUGCACCUGGAUUACCCGGCCAUCCUGGUCCCCGUGGACAACAAGGCCCCAAAGGAUCGAAAGGCGAGCAGGGUCAGAAGGGUAAACAGGGUAAACUAGGAGAUCGUGGAAGCAGAGGAUCAGUAGGUGCUGUUGGGCUGCCUGGUCCAAGGGGCGUUGUUGGUCGUGAAGGACAGGAGGGCGUUCCUGGCUCAGAUGGCAUUCCAGGGAAAGAUGGGAGUAAAGGAAUACCGGGUGAACAAGGAGAUGAUGGUGAGAUUGGUCCUACUGGUAAACCUGGAGGCCGGGGUAAAGUAGGUGUCCCAGGAUUACCAGGAGAUCAGGGUUCAUUUGGUCCAAAGGGUGAGCGAGGUCUCCCAGGUCAUCCUGGCCCUUCAGGGAAGAGAGGAUUUAAAGGGGUGACGGGCCUUCCAGGAGCUCAGGGGGACCGGGGUCCCAAAGGACAGCCAGGUGAUGCUGGAGAAACAGGGUUUCCAGGGAUACUUGGAAUGUUUGGACCAAAGGGGCCUCCAGGAGACUAUGGGCUGAAAGGCAUUCGUGGGCCUAAAGGGCCUCUGGGCACCAUGGGGAAAAGUGGAGUUCCUGGUCCUGUUGGAAUAAUCGGUCCUAUUGGCAACCCAGGUCCUAGAGGUAAUGCUGGCAACAGAGGAGAAUCGGGUGCUCAGGGGCCGAGGGGCGCUCCAGGACCUCGUGGCCCUCCUGGACCACCGGGCCCACCCAGUAUCCUACAACCUUUUCAGCGGGAUGACAGCGGAGUACCUUUGCCUUUGUUUGCUGACUCACACAUGACACUCAGAACAGAGGGCGUAUCUGUGUUUGAUUCGCCUACACUGGACCGGUCUCCAGAGAUUUUGAGAACACUGCAUUACCUGAGCUUAUUGGUGCGCAGCCUGAGGAAUCCUCUGGGCACACAAGACCACCCAGCUCGCCUCUGCCGGGACCUGCGUACCUGCCAAUACAAACUCAACGAUGGCACUUACUGGAUUGACCCAAACAUGGGUUGCUCCUCUGACUCUAUAAAAGUGACCUGCAACUUCACAGCAGGCGGUCUUACCUGCCUGAGACCAAUCACAGUGUCCAAGCUGGACUUCGGUGUUGGGCGUAUCCAGAUGAGCUUCCUGCAUUUGCUGAGCUCAAGGGCAGAGCAACGCAUCACCAUCCACUGUCUUAACAUCUCCAUCUGGAGCUCUGCCCAAACUCAGCCCUCAUCACCGAAUGCUGUGAGGUUCAAGGCAUGGAACGGAGAGACCCUGGAGCCUGAUGUAUUGGAAGACACCUGCUGGCGCCGGGACGGACACUGGCAGCACGCAGUCUUCCUUUUCAAGGUGACGGACACUUCACUGCUCCCUGUCAAACACAUUGCCAAUCUGCCUGAAACCACACUCUCAUCACACCACCAUCUGGAGGUUGGACCUGUGUGUUUUCUGUAGUGUGUGUACACGCGAGUGAUUGUGUGUGUGCUUGUUGGCAACAACACAGUCAUAGACACCUCACUUCCUCACACACGAUGUCCAGUUGAUGCAGCCCACGUCCCUCCCACUUCAGUAUUCAGCCACUGAUUGGACUGCAGACGCGGAACGAGGUGGAGUGGGCGGGGCUUUUGGGGGAUUUAGCACUAAAGACUGUGGAGAGGAAAUCCUGCCCUUCCAGCCGUGGAUGUCCAGUGAGAGCAAGCUCUAAGACACAAUCCAGGCAUCAUAGAUUAGAGAACAUCCAGGGCCAGGGAGAAACUGCCAAACUGUCUUUCUCUCUCUCUCUUUCAUUCUCUCUCUCUCUCUCUCUCUCUCUCUCUCUCUCUCUCUC
Molecule: messenger RNA, 6421 nt
Organism: Pygocentrus nattereri (red-bellied piranha)
Lineage: Eukaryota; Metazoa; Chordata; Actinopteri; Characiformes; Serrasalmidae
Product: collagen alpha-1(XXVII) chain A-like
Exons: 61
Coding region: 253-6048 (1931 amino acids)
Molecular function (GO): extracellular matrix structural constituent
Source: RefSeq, a predicted model, not a curated record